AUGAAACUCACACACCUCGUCUCUUUCGCUGCUUUAGCAGCAGCGGAAAGCAUCUCACACUCCUCAUCACCGACUCCGCUCACGAAUAGUACCAUCUUCGCCCCGCCUUCCGAUUACAAUAUUCCUCGAACACUAUACGCUCGCAACGAGCAACUCCCUAAUGGAGAUCUCCUUGCCACAUGGGAAAAUUACUCUCCGGAGCCUCCCUUAGUUUACUUCCCUAUCUAUCGCUCCAAAGACUUCGGUAAAACAUGGUCGGAGCUAUCUAAGGUCCACGACACCGUCAAUGGAUACGGACUGCGAUAUCAACCAUUCCUCUAUUAUCUUCCCGAGGUUAUUGGGUCCUUCAAGGCUGGAACUCUUCUUCUAGCCGGAAACAGUAUCCCAGAAGAUCUUUCCUCUACACACUUAGACUUGUAUGCAUCACACGAUGAUGGAGUAACUUGGAAGUUUGUGAGCCAUAUCGCGGCAGGAGGGGAGGCGGUACCGGACAAUGGGUUGACUCCGGUGUGGGAGCCGUUCUUGCUUGCUCACAAUGGCAAAUUGAUCUGUUAUUACUCAGAUCAACGAGCAAACACCACCCACGGACAGAAAUUGGUUCACCAGGUCUCUACUGAUGGAAAGAAGUGGGGGCCUGUUGUGGAUGAUGUUGCAUACCCCACUUACACUGACCGGCCGGGGAUGCCAACUGUUCUCCCCAAUGGCCAGUACAUCUAUUUCUACGAAUAUGGUUCCUUUUUCGACACUGCAACUUAUUCAUUCCCGCUCUACUACCGCCUGUCAUCGGACCCUGAAGACUUUGCGUCCUCUGAAGGAAUCGCUCUAGUUGCAUCAAGUGGUACCGUUCCUACCUCUUCUCCAUAUGUUGUGUGGACGGAAUACGGCGGCAAGAAUGGCACAAUAAUUGCAAGCUCCGGAACACAGAGCAAUAUCUUUAUCAAUCAGGCUCUGGGCGAGGGAGAAUGGACCGAAAUCGCAUCUCCUGAAUCUGCCAGCUAUACCCGGUCUUUAAGGAUUCUGUCUGAAGGCAAUGGUCGGUAUCUGGCCAUUAAUGGUGGAGGUGUGCUCGGGGGAACUAGCAACACUGUGUCGAUGAGCGUGAUGGAUCUUAAGAAGGCUCUUUGA
Messenger RNA from Penicillium maclennaniae, 1125 nucleotides. Its product is annotated as sialidase family protein. The transcript has 4 exons. The record is from RefSeq and is a predicted model, not a curated record. The coding region runs from base 1 to 1125 and encodes 374 amino acids. Lineage: Eukaryota; Fungi; Ascomycota; Eurotiomycetes; Eurotiales; Aspergillaceae.